GCGCGUGUCCAUCUGUCCCUCGACACAACCAACUCCUCUCCACGACAGCGACAACCUCCUCGCCUCCUCCACCGCAGUCACCGCGCAAUGAACGCCAAGGUGCUCCUCCUCCUGGCUCUGGUGGCAGCCGCCGCCGCCGAGAGCUCACGGUCCCGAGAGGGCUCCUACGGCUCGGACGAGUCCGAUGAGGCCAAGUACGACUUCAGUUACCAGGUGAAGGACGACUACGGCAACGACUUCGGUCACAAGGAAAGCCGUGACGGCGACUACACCGAGGGAUUCUACUACAACCAGCUGCCCGACGGCCGCCUGCAGAAGGUCAAGUACGUAGUUGACGGCUACUCUGGCUUCGUGGCCGACGUCAGCUACGAGGGCGAGGCUCACUACGACUCUGGCUCCUACGAGUCCCGUGGUUCUGGCUCCCGCGAGUACUACAGACCCAGGUACGACUCCAACAGGUCCAAGGGCAAGUGUCAGGCUUCACGUGCCCUGCAGAACACCAGAAGCCAGAGGGAAACUCACUUCCCUGCUGGGUAUAUAUGCGUGGCCGAGCCAGACACUGGACACAACCACCUCACCCACCACAGCAAGAUGAUCACAAAGGUGCUCCUCCUCCUGGCUCUCGUGGCUGCCGCCGCCGCCGAAGGAAGGUCUCAUGAACGCUCCUAUGGGUCCUACGACUCCUACGAAUCUGAGGAGCCCAAGUACGACUUCAACUAUCAGGUGAAGGACUAUUACGGCAACGACUACGGCCACCGAGAAAGCCGUGACGGCGACUACACCGAGGGAUUCUACUACAACCACCUGCCCGACGGCCGCCUGCAGAAGGUCAAGUACGUAGUUGACGGCUACUCUGGCUUCGUGGCCGACGUCAGCUACGAGGGCGAGGCUCACUACGACUCUGGCUCCUACGAGUCCCGUGGCUCUGGCUCAAGCGAGUACUACAGACCUAGGUACUAUAGGGGCUACGACUCCAACGAAUCGUAGAGUGUUGGUGGAGUCCAAAGUUCCAUUUUAUCUUCAUCGUCACCGUCGCCACGGCGCCAAACUCACGUCUCCGCCUCGGGUCACCACGACGCUGGGACUCCUUUCGCCGCUUUCGCUUUCCAUUCAUCACUCGAUGUAGGUUUUAAGGAAUAAAUAUUGGAAAUGAGUCUAA
Scylla paramamosain (green mud crab) is the source of this 1159-nucleotide messenger RNA. RefSeq lists its product as uncharacterized. Lineage: Eukaryota; Metazoa; Arthropoda; Malacostraca; Decapoda; Portunidae. The record is from RefSeq and is a predicted model, not a curated record. Gene Ontology annotation, cellular component: extracellular matrix. Bases 88 to 987 code for a protein of 299 amino acids. The transcript is spliced from 7 exons.